GUUGAUAUAAAGCCUCCAUCGUCUUCUUCAUACGAACAGAACCCGUCGUCUCUCUAUCUACGCUCCUUGUUUCCGCCAUUUCCUCUUCAUCAGGCCACAGCCACAGGCGUUGGCCUUAGCCAUUAGUUUUCGGGACAAUGAGCUCUGAAAAUGAAGACGCUGCUCCGAGGAGGCGAUUAUCGUGCACCAAGUAUUUUGAUGCGCUCUACUUUUGCUAUUCCCCUUUUCAUCAGAUGCAACAAUACUACCGCGUUGGUGAACUUGACAAUUGUUUCGGAAAAUGGAGUGCUCUCUAUGAUUGCUUAUGUCUCAAGACCAAAAAAGCUUCUGAAGUUGAGAGUAUAUUAGAAGCUCGCGAGAAAGCCCAGACUCAUAUAUGGACCUUUCGGACCCGAAAAGAAGCGGAACACUUUUGGAAUCAGCACUACGGACAUCUGUAUGACGACAAGUAGAAGUUUCUGCUCGUUCAGAAUCUUGCAUCUUUAAUUCUUAUGCCAAUGGUAUUAUCGAUUAAGUGUUCGAAAGAAAACCUGAUCCUGUUCUCAUCAGGUUAGAGAGUAGGACGAGUUACUGAUUUUUCACAUGGCUGGAGUCUUGUUGAAAAGAGGGUUAUGUCAUUUUAACAUGUGCACCUCCAUGGUUUUUUUUAUAUAAAGAGGAUCAACAAUGGUUCAUCUUAUCUAUGUGAUGACUUGAAUCCUCGAUUUAUUAGUUGGAGAUGAAGCAUUUUACCAACUGAGCUUCACCUUGUUGUUAUGUGUACCUCCAUGUUUUGUCUA
Salvia hispanica is the source of this 779-nucleotide messenger RNA. RefSeq lists its product as uncharacterized. Lineage: Eukaryota; Viridiplantae; Streptophyta; Magnoliopsida; Lamiales; Lamiaceae. The record is from RefSeq and is a predicted model, not a curated record.